AUUCAGUCUUUAAUUUUCUUCGGAGUUGUGUUAACGUGUUUUAAUAUUCUCUGCGUCAAAAAAAGAAUUAAAUAAAAAAUUAUUCUAUUUAUACUUAUGAAGAACUCUUCAAUUAAAUUACAAACAUUGUAUUCUUAGAUAUUGCAAUAUAUCAUUAAAAAAGAAACGAACACGAAUGUGGAUUACGCGCCGUAAAGCUAGAGUUGGAAAAAGGUUUGCAAUACGAAUUCUACGUAUUCCUGUGCAAAGAAUUCAAAACGCAGAAAAAUCGAAGAAAACAGCAAGAAAGCAGCUUUAAAACGUAGUGCAAACAAAUUUGGAAAUGAAGUGAAAAUAAAAAGAAGCGAAGCAAAUAAAUAGUGUGAAACAGCAAAAUAGAAGCUGUCGAAGUAGAAAAGAAAAAGUGCAUUUGCUAUCUCAUUGCAGUUUUGUGCUAUCGUGCACACCGUCCGUUCAGUGAUUUCUCAAUACCUACGUAGUAAAUUGCAGUAAUUCCGUGCUUAAUAAAAAUAAUUCAAAAUUAAUUUCCGGCGCAUUAAAAUAUUUUCAAAGCUGGAUUAUAAUAAAUCCGACGAUAUUGGAUCUCUACAGGAAAAUAAUUCUGGAGUGACCAACAAAAUGGUGAAACGCACCGACGGCACAGAAUCUCCCAUAUUAGCCGAAGCCGAUGCUGAUGGUCAUGACAAACCGCGAGUGCGAUAUGGUGAACUUGUUAUACUGGGUUACAAUGGUUAUUUACCGCAAGGUGAUCGCGGUCGUAGACGUUCAAAAUUCGUACUUUACAAACGUACAGAGCCGAACGGUGUGAAACGUUCCAAACACUAUAUCGUCCAAUCGCCACAGACAUCGAAAGCUAUAUUAGAUGCCAAUCAACACUCAAUAUCUUACACACUGUCACGCAAUCAAGCUGUCAUCGUGGAAUACAAAGAAGACACGGAAACGGAUAUGUUUCAGGUUGGCCGCUCAUCGGAGUCCCCCAUAGAUUUUGUUGUUAUGGACACAUUGCCCGGCGAUAAAAAAGAUGCUAAAGUCAUGCAAAGUACAAUAUCGCGUUUCGCAUGUCGAAUACUGGUGAAUCGCUGUGAGGCAUCCAAAGCGCGAAUAUUCGCCGCGGGCUUCGACUCCAGCAGAAAUAUAUUCUUGGGCGAGAAGGCCACCAAAUGGCAGGAUAAUGUCGAAAUCGACGGUCUCACCACAAACGGUGUGCUCAUAAUGCAUCCAAAGGGUCAGUUUUGCGGCGGCAAUGCCAAGUGUGGACUCUGGCGCGAAUGCUCGGUUGGUGGCGAUGUGUUCAGUCUGCGCGAAUCGAGAUCGGCACAGCAAAAGGGACAGCCGAUUUACGAUGAAUCCAAUGUGCUGCAAGAUGGCACACUGAUCGAUCUGUGCGGUGCCACGCUGCUUUGGCGCUCAGCCGAAGGCCUACAACAUUCACCGACCAAACGCGAUUUAGAAAAGCUAAUUGAUGAAAUCAAUGCUGGACGUCCGCAAUGUCCGGUCGGUUUGAAUACCUUAGUUAUACCUAGAAAAGUGAAUAUUGGUGAUCAAGUGAAUCAGCCGUAUGUGUACUUAAAUUGUGGACAUGUUCAGGGUCAUCACGAUUGGGGCCAGGAUAAGAGUACUGGCGCUCGUCGCUGUCCCAUGUGCCUCGAAGUUGGUCCGGUCGUUACGCUUUGUAUGGGUUUAGAACCGGCUUUUUAUGUUGAUGUCGGUGCACCCACGUUCGCUUUUAAUCCAUGUGGUCACAUGGCGACUGAGAAGACAGUCAAGUACUGGGCCAAUGUUGACAUACCACAUGGCACGAAUGGCUUUCAAGCGGUAUGUCCCUUCUGUGCGACGCCACUUGAUGGUUCAUCUGGCUACAUUAAGUUGAUUUUCCAAGAUAAUUUAGAUUAAAUUACAUAAUUAUUAUGUUUAAAUGUAAGCAAAACGAAUGUGCAAACUGGCAAUGUUGCAGUUUAUCAGCCCUUUUAUAUGCAUUGGUAUAUAUUAUAUUAUAGUGUAUAUAUAGCUGUAUGUAUACACAUGUAAUUACAAAAGUUGUACGCCGAGGCGCAGCUUUUUGUUAAAUUUCGCGAAAGUGAAGUGAGUUGCGUAGUGUAAAAUGCUACUAUUGUAAUAAUUAUACCAUUUUUUUUUAAUUUAUAUAUAUAUAUAGAGAUUUUCCCCCUCUCCCCCACUAUCACAAAGAAAGCAUUGGCUGAUAAGCUUUAUAAUUUAUUUGCCAUAAGCGGGCAUAACAAUUACACAAAAAUUUAUUUCAAAUAUAAACUAAAAGAAAUUUAUAUACAAACACAAAUACAUACAUACAUAAACGCAUGGCACUGAAGAGAGAUUUCUAUAUGUCUCUCUCUCUCUCUAGAAAGAAAGUGAGAAAGAAAGCGAGAAAGUAUUACAAAUUUAAAGGAAAGUAAAUUUAUAAAUGAACUUAUAUAUAAAGUGUAUACUAUGUUUUGUAUGUAAGUGUGUUGGCCGUGGCCGUGUGCAGCUGCAACGUUAGGCAUUCACAAGCAAUGCUAUAAGUAGUAAUACAUUGUAAUGAAUUGUAAAAAAAAAAAUGUCGUGAAUUUAAGUUAUGUGAAAUCUAUAAUAAAAAUUAAAACAAAAAAACGUAAAUGAUUAACGGUAAAUUGUACGAUUUAAGGCGAACACAAACAUGGAAGAAAUGCAGUUGAUUGGCAAUACAUAGAGACACGCAUACAUACACUGAUACAUAUAUACAUUUAACAAUUUAGAGCUUAAUGUAUAAGAGACCAAUAGUAGAACUACAACGUAAAGCUGUAAGACACUCGCUGGAGUGUUGCUUACGAAGUGAUUAUGUACAGUUUAUCAGCGUAAAUAAUAUACAAAUAGGCGUUGCAGUGAUAGCUACAUUUAUGGAAAUUCUGUUUAUUUUUUUUUAUGCAAAACUCUCGCGGC
This is a messenger RNA of Zeugodacus cucurbitae (melon fly), 2916 nucleotides long. It is a transcript of the gene Pli, whose product is annotated as protein pellino. NCBI's taxonomy places the organism in Eukaryota, Metazoa, Arthropoda, Insecta, Diptera, Tephritidae. Gene Ontology annotation, biological process: protein polyubiquitination; regulation of Toll signaling pathway. Gene Ontology annotation, molecular function: protein binding; ubiquitin protein ligase activity. Bases 619 to 1893 code for a protein of 424 amino acids. The record is from RefSeq and is a predicted model, not a curated record. The transcript has 10 exons.